This is a messenger RNA of Didymodactylos carnosus, 1353 nucleotides long. NCBI's taxonomy places the organism in Eukaryota, Metazoa, Rotifera, Eurotatoria, Philodinida, Philodinidae. The record is from the annotation of a GenBank genome assembly.
AUGAUAUUAAACAAUGGACGUAUCUAUGUGGACUCGGAUUACGGCCAUUCAGCUGCCACAUGUCAACACAGUGCAAAAUGUUUUAAAUGUGGACAAGAGCAUGCGUACGGUAAAAAUUGUAGGAAUCAAAUAAGAUGUGGAAAUUGUGUGGAAGCACGUAUGACCGGGGCUCCUGAAUGUCAGUACAAAGUGUCUUAUCGAAAACAUUGUCUACAACAGCAACAAAACCAAGCAGUUAUACCUAAUUCCAAUUCGUGGUUUCCAUCAAUAGCUAAAAUGUGUUCAACAAUAAUCGAGGCCACAACAUCAGUUCAAAAUAACACAGUCCUGAUGAAGAAAUCACCAAUAACAAGUUCAGCACGACAGUUCAAUCAACAGCAGACAGACCCAACAGCAUCAUUAGCUGCUAUUAUUCAAAAAGCAAUAAAAGAUUCUCAAGCAAUAAUUUUGAAUAAAAUGAAUGAAUUAGAGCUCAAAUGUGUGAUCGGUAGCAAUGAACAGCUUAAUAUGAAAAAACAACUUGAACAAAACAUUGUUCCGCAGAUGAAUGUGCUGACUGGUCUAAUCUCUUCUCUCUGCAGUAAACUGGGUCAAACUGGCAUCAUUAAACACGAUGAAAAGCGAAAUCAAAAGGGAGAUCACUUAGCAAAGCGGCUCUAUGAUCAUGACAACAUGAAAGUAUUUAAUGACAACAGACCAACAUCCAGAUAUUCUAAUGCUAUUAUUGAUCUAUGUAUUAGUCGAGUGGACAUAUCAUUAGAGAAAGCUAAACCUAAUCACCGGAUUAUAAUCAAUGACCACUAUCCAGUGUUCUGGACGAUCACAUCUAUUACAUUAAAUCGACAUGAAAAUUACUUUAUGAGAAAAACUGAUUGGCAAUUACUUAAUGUUUCACUACAAAAAUUUCAACCGUAUUGGCAUGAUCAACUUAACUUAAUGGAAAAUACGCCGGAUGCAGCACUUCUGUUAUAUGAAAAAUUUCUCGUGGCUUUACAAGAGCGAUGCACAUCGUGUCAUUUGGCUAACAAAUACCGUCCAUCUCUACCUCAAUACUUCGUCGGUGUUUUGAAGCAUAGAAAAGAGAUUUUUCAAUGUUAUUGUCAUUUAAAAACAGAUGAUCUAAAGGAUCUAUUAAAACAAAUUAAUCAUUUUAUUAAAUCCGAAUUUAGAGCUACCAAACGUGCAACAUCGCAAAAAUUUUGUGGUACUCUCGAACCGAACAAAACAGAACAAUUCUGGCGAAGAACAAAAACUAUAUUUAAAACAAAAACUUCACUAACUCAAGGAUUUAUUCGAGCAGACAACUUGAUCAUCACGGAUACGAAUCAGAUGACUGACCAUGCAUAUAACUAA